Wyeomyia smithii (pitcher-plant mosquito) is the source of this 10431-nucleotide messenger RNA. It is a transcript of the gene apolpp, whose product is annotated as apolipophorins. The record is from RefSeq and is a predicted model, not a curated record. NCBI's taxonomy places the organism in Eukaryota, Metazoa, Arthropoda, Insecta, Diptera, Culicidae. Bases 195 to 10232 code for a protein of 3345 amino acids. The transcript is spliced from 10 exons. Gene Ontology annotation, molecular function: lipid carrier activity. Gene Ontology annotation, biological process: lipid transport.
AUGAAACCAGUCAUUCUGCUCAAGAACCCUCCCGGGGACGUGGACCAGCGUGGAGUACAUCGAAAAAAAUCGGCCAAGUUAGGUCCUCCGUCAGCAGAAAGGAUUUGCCGAUCAAUUUAACAACGCCUGAUAUUUAGAGUGUGAGCAAAACCGAAGAUUGUGAAUAGUGCCGCAAGGCUACAGUGACCUUCACGAUGUGGGUCCUAAGUUCUAGGAGUCUACUGUACACUUUAGUAAUUUUGUCAGUGCUGUGCCAUAGUGUUUUCUCAGCGUCAUGCAAAACUGGCUGCCCAUCCCCUAACAAAUCAUCCAAGUACAAAUUUCAGCCGGGAAAUGUCUACAGCUACGAUUUGGACAGCUUCGUCCAGGUGCAACUGACUGCUGAGGAAGUCGAUGCCCAACAAACCACGCUGAAGGUAGAAGGCAAGGUAGAGAUCUACGCCGCUGAUAACUGCCAGUACACACUGAAGGUGCUGUCACUGACGGCCUUCGCUCCUGAUGGCAAAAAAUCGCAAUUUGGAAGUGAUAUCAGUAAGCCGGUCCAGUUCAGCCUGUCCAAUGAUGAACUAUUCCCGGAGCUGUGUACCGAUCCAACCGAUUCGGAUUUCUCACUGAACGUAAAGCGGGGCAUCAUUUCGCUGUUGCAAUCCGCCGAAAGCAAAUCCUUCGAAACCGAUGUUUAUGGUGUUUGUCAAACUUCCUUCUCGAAUUUUGCCGCCGGAGAUGCAACCGUUGUCAACAAGGUUCGCGACCUCGCGGGAUGUAGCUAUCGGGAGACCAUUAGCAACACUCUGGUAUCCAGUGUGGUCAACAGCAAAGCCGGAAUGAAAUCGCUCCCAUAUCUGAACGCCAACUACAACAGCCAGCAAACUUUCAAAAAUGGUCUCCUGGAUUCGGUGAAAUUGAACGAAGAGUACAAAUAUGUACCCUUCGCCAAGCUCAACUCCGGUGCCGUGGCCAAGGUUACAACGAAGUUCACCUACACUGGCGCGAAAUCAGGAAGCGUACCGGCACUGACCAGUGGAACGCCUCGUUCGAUCAUCUUCGAAAACCCCCAAUCGGACUCGCAGAGUAAUCUGGAUACCAUCAAACAAGAACUGAAAACCGUUGUUGAAUCAUACGACAACAAGAACGUGGGUAAACUUACCGCUAGCCACUUUACCGAACUUGUUCACUUGAUGCAGUACUCCAAGAAGGAUGACCUUCUGUCUCUGUACCAGCAAGUCAAAGCCGGAACUGCUCACCCUAACAAGGUUCUCGCUCGUAAAGCCUAUCUAGAUGCCCUCUUCCGCGUAGGAACGGGAGCUUCCGUUGAAGCUCUCGCUACCUUGUACAAAAAUAAGGAAAUUUCUGACUCUCAGGAACAGAAACUGAUGUUUGUGUCCUUGAACCUGGUUAUGUCUAUGAACAAAGCUGCUCUGAAAACAAGCAAACUGUUCCUGGACGGAAAUCCUCCCCGUGAGGCGUAUCUCAGUGUUGGAUCCUUGGUUCACAAAUACUGCCAGAAGUUCGGCUGUGCUUCGGCGGACGUUAAGGACAUUUCCGAUAAAUUCGCAGUAAAACUGGGCAAAUGUAAUCCAACGAGCCGAGCGGAAGAAGACACCAUUGUUGCCGUUCUCAAGGGAAUCAAGAACUCCAACAACUUGGUAUCUCCCCUGCUGGACAAAGUUGUUCACUGUACAUCGGACAAGUCGUCCUCUCGGGUACGAGUGGCUGCCUUCCAGGCCUACCCUGCUGCCUCCUGCCACAAGAAGGUCGUUAAUUCAGCUCUUGACUUCUUGAAGAACGCCAACGAAGACUCUGAAAUUCGAAUCCAAGCUUAUCUGUCGCUAGUUGAGUGCCCAUCGGCAGCAGUCGCCAAUGAAUUCAAAGCUCUUUUGGACAGCGAAAAAGUUUACCAAGUCGGUUCCUUCGUCACCACUCACCUGGCAAGCUUGCGGUCUUCUGUAGAUCCGACACGUGACGCAGCUCGUCAACAUUUUAGCAAUAUCCGAACCACCAGCAAGUUCCCGUUCGAUUUCCGCCGCUACUCGUUCAACCGGGAGUUUUCCUAUGCUGUGGAAUCCCUGGGAUUGGGAGCCAGCGUUGAUACUAGCGUAAUCUAUUCGCAGAAGAGUUUCUUGCCUAAAUCGGUCACCUUUAAUGUUAGUACUGAAGCAUUCGGCAAUGGAUUCAAUGUGUUUGAGCUUGAAGGUCGUCAGGAUAACCUGGACCGCUUGGUUGAGCAUUACUUCGGCCCGAAAGGAUUCUUCCAUGGCUUGGAUUUGCAAUCGGCCUAUAACAAGCUGGUUGAACAAUACAAUAAACUCUCGGAACAAGCUCGAAGCCGUUUCCGUCGUGGCUUGAAGGAGGAUGUCAAAGCGUUUGCUAGCUCCGUCAACCUGCACAAUGAUGUCCUGGAAGAUUUCAAUCUGGACGUUUCGGUGAAGUUCUUCGGCUCCGAACUGUUCUUCCUGAGCUCCGGUGACAAUAUGCCGCACACACCUGAGGAGUUCUUGGACAAAUUGCUGGAAUGUUUCGACAAGUUCUUGGAAGGUGCGAAGAAAUACGAUCGCGUCUUCGAGCAACACGCACUGUUUGUGGAUGCUGAUUUGGUGUACCCUACGGCGGCUGGUCUUCCGCUGAAAUUGUCGUACGAAGGAACGGGAGUCGCUCGGCUGGAGACAAGCCUUGAAGUCGACCUGAAAGCCAUUGCUAAGGAUUACAAGAAUGCGAAGUUCAAUUUGAAGCUGGUGCCCAGUGCAAGCUACGAACUGUCGGGAACGCUAAGUGUGGACGCAUUCACGGUUACUACAGGUCUUCAGCUGUCUGGUACCGUCCAUUCCGCUACUGGUAGUGCCGUCAGUUUCGCCCUGUUGGACGAUGGUAAAGCUUAUGAUCUUACUGUUGACUCUCUGUUCAAGAAACAAGAGCUGAUUAGUUUCAGCAGCAAAUUGGUGUUUGUGACACGUGAACGCGGAAAUCAACUUAUCUCGCUGCCCCUGAAGAUGAAUCAGGGUGUUAAGGAGUUUAAGGAAUGUUUUGACAAUUUGUACCACAUCAUCGGUGUUACCCUGUGUGCAUCAGCUGGCCAAAAACAAAUCCCCGGCAAGGCGUUGGUGCCAUUAGAUGGAGAGUAUCAAGCGGAGCUGUAUCUGGAGGUUGAUCCCAAGUACCACUUUUCGGGCAAAUAUGACGAUUCCGAUAAGCAACAUCAGAGUUUAUUGUUGACAUUCGACACUCCCGGUACGGAUAAGAAGCGAACGACCAGCCUUAAACUGGAAAGCUACUUCAAGGGUGACGCAUACGUGAAGGCCACCGUUCUGUCUCCUCUCCGAAAUGUUGAUGUUAAAAUUGGGUUGAACAACAACGACAAGGAAGCCGCUUUGUACGCUGUAGCACACAAUGGUCCUGAGGAAUAUUCCGCAAAGCUCGGUUUUGAAAAGGCAGGCUCUUCCGCCAGACAGGAGUACAUUCCAAUCUUCACCGUCAAGUCUCCAACUGGUGACGCGCAGGUUUCCAAACUCGUUCAAACCACUGGUAAAAUCAUUGUCGAGAAGGGCGACGGUGGUGCCACGAAUUAUAAGCUGGAAAAUGUCGAAUGGACAAGCCCGUAUGCUCCAAAAACUACUGUGAAUGGAUUCGUUUCGCAGAACGGACCAAGCUUCGACACCGAUCUGGCGGUCGUUGUGGGUUCCAGCAAGAACAACGUCAAAGGACACUUGGAUUUUAGCCCCAAGCAUCUCAACUUCGAUCUGGAGAAGAAAACUGACGGCGAUGCAAACAAGAACUUCAAAGUGAACGUCGCGGUUGCUUACACGGAUAGUUCGUUCAAGAACAUGCUAGUCUUUGUUGCCGGUAAAGACUUCAACAAUCCAACCAACCACUACGAGCUGAAUCAACAUGCGGAGUUCGUAGUAGAGGACAAGAAGUUGACAUCCCUGUCGCUGUCGAAUAAAUUGCAACUUCCGAAACAAAUGGUACGGUUAGAUAUGGUAACCAACAAGAACCAGUUUAAGCUGGAUGGUGAAUACGGUUACGAUAAACAGAAGGUUGCCGCGAACGUGGAUGCCAAGUACAACGAAAAAACUGCCGGUGACUAUGACGUGACGGUGGCAGCUUCACUCAACAAGCAUAACUUCAAAUUCGUGUCCAAACGCACCCUGGAUGCUGCCAAGAGUAAGUUCCAGAAUCGCCUAGUGGCCAGCACUGGAACGAAGAUCGAGCUGAAUGGUGUUGCCUCGAAUAAGUUCAACGACCAGGAGGGCGAACUGAAUCUGGAGGGACUUUUCGUAGCCGUGGAGAAGGCAGAUCCGUACAAGUUGACUCUUGCUGUACACUUAACACCUGCCACAGUGCUUUCGAAUGCCAAGGUUCUAGUGGGAAAGGAUGAGUUCUCAACCUACGACUUGAAAGUUGAUCGUACCGACAACUCUAAUGGCAAAUUUAAUUUUGUAGUCAAAGACUUCCUCGAUGGAAACGGCGAGUUUAAGGCAAACAACGGCGAAGGAGAUGGAACCGUUUUGAUGAACUUCGUGAAGCAAGACCGUAAGCUAAAACUGGACACCAAGUUUAAGGUCAAUUCACCGGUUUACGACAUCGCCACCGAUUUCUAUUACGAUUUCGACAAGGACAAUACCAAGAAGAUUCACUUCGACACCAAGAACAAGGUCACCAAGAGCAGCUUUGAUAGCAAAAACAAGCUGGAAGUGUUCACCGAAAAAUACGAAUUCAACGUUCAAGGACAGCAGAACGGUCAACUUUCUGAUGGUACCAUGAACGGCAAAUUCUCUCUGGUACUACCGACAGGACGUCAACUGUCCGGUGAUAUGAAACGCGAAGUCAAUGGAAAGGAUGAGAAGAAGACUACUGGAAGUAUUGUUGCAAACCUGGUAGAGAAACUUCCCAGUGGAAAACAGCAAUCGCUUUCAUUAACCGGAAACUUGAAAGACGGAAACUUAAAACCCCGUUUCUUCGACGCGACCCACGAGCUGAAGUAUACCAAUUUUGACGGAUUGGAUGCUGUUGUGGAGCUAGAUACCACGCACUUGCCAGAAGGACACUUCAAGAAAGCUGUCUUCCAUGUCAAAGUCCAAGGAAAGUUGGUGCCUGAAGCAACUGAUUUGGCCUUCUAUUUAGAUGAAUACUGUGAAGAACAUGCAGUCUACCGAUUGAAUGGAAAGUAUGGAAAGGAUUUCGACGGCUCAGUUAGUGGAAGAUACAACGUAGGAAAGGCAGGUAAACCGCACACUCACGAAGUCAAGGCAAAUGUUAAUGUCCCGAAAGCACCGGUGAAAACGCUUGCGCUUGAAUCAAAGGGUAGUUAUCUAGAGCCGGAAGGUGAAACUGGUCUAUUCGAGUUGGAUUACGCUGGAUCUUUCAAAUACAACGAUAAUACUGUGUCGGUAUCUACGGCCGCUAAAGGAAACGUUAACCAUGGAUCAGGAAACCUGAAGGUUAACCUGCCGAAUACCGAUCCAUUUUCCGCGGAAGCCCAGUACAACUACGAUGGCAAAGAGGACGGACCAGUUUCCACCAAAGGUUCCCUGAAGGUUAACUACGGUAAGGGUAAAACGCUCGGUUUCAACGGUGAAGCUAAGGCUCUCGGCGUUGACGAUGUAUCGGUGCAUGCUACGCUGAAGUCUGAAUUUGAACACGUAAAAAAUGUUGAACUGACCUUCAAGCAUGUUAAGUCAGGUAAUAAUGCGUUCAAUAGCAAACUAAACCUAGUAGCGGAUGAUAAAACGUACAGUGUAGAUAACGCAGUAUUGCUCUCCGAGACCAGCCCGUCAAUAGAUUUCAACCUUGGAUAUCCAGGAAAACAAGUUAAGGUGUACGGUGCAUAUAAGGUUCUGAGUGAUCGUGCAUUCAAGGCAGAAACCAAGGUUCUGAACUUUGGUGACUUCAAUCUGGAUUCCAACGUGGAAGUGAACUAUCAAAGCUACGAAACCUUCUACGCCAAGGGCUACUUGGACGCACCGAAAUUGAAUGCCAAUAAGGUCAGCGUUGAAAUAAACUCCAAGCCAGGAACCAGUGGAAAGGGUGUAGAGUUCAAGGCUUCAUCGGAUGGAAAGAACGUUCUAAGUGGAUACGCGGAUUACUCUGUUAAGGAGCAAGGCAAGAGUACCAUCAUUGAGGGACAAGGUAAUGUCAAACUGUACGACAAACAACAGCAGACAGCUUCCUUUAAGCUAACUCGCGAGAAACUGCAAGAAAACGGAUACGCAUUCACCCUGGGAGGUUCGGUUGAUAAAAGGACCGUAUUCGCUGAAGUUCGGAUCAAACCAAACGAUUUUUAUUUAAAGAACAAAUAUUGUGAAGCGAAUCAAUGUACCUACGUGGAAGUGCAAUCGAAACUCGAACGCGCCGGAAGUAAAUUUAACCACGAGGCACUUGUAUCGGUCGAUCUACAGCAAUUGGGCUACGAACACGAGUUUGGUUUGACCGCAAAGACCAGCGGUAAUGGAUUCACUCUCGAUCAUACGACCGACGUCCAGCUGAAGGAGAAAAAACAACCCAAAUACCAAUAUCAGCUAUACAUUCAUCCAAACAGUGCCGGUGCCAGUCUCAUCCUACCGACCCGUUCCGUUGUCAUCGAGGGUGUCUUCAAGUAUCCGAAGGAAGACAAAUUUGGCCAGUACGAUAGCACUGUUUCGUUCUAUCUAGACAAAAAGAACGCACCAAAUAAUAAGGCUACCUUCGGAUUCACCGGUGAGACCAAACUGGUUGGCGCGGCAGGUGUAAGCGGCACUGGUUCCCUGAAAUUCUCCCACCCAACUGUGAAGGAUCUCGUUGUGAGCGUGUCCGGUGUUCUCGACGGUGAAAAGCAGACCGUAGAUGGAGAAGUUGUGCUGGAUCUGUUCAAGAAUGCCAACGAUAAGAUUGUAGCGCACGCGACAUACGUGAACAGCGAUCAAAGCUUCAAAGGCUUCAAUGUAAGUGCUGCAAUGAACGUCGCCAGCAAGGGUCUAGGGUUUGACUGUGGCUUCAGUGGACACUCGGCGCUAUCACUGGCUACGAAACAACUUAGCACCGCCGCUUCGUUCAAUUUGCCCUUCGAAGAUUUCCGAUUCGGAUCGUACCUGUUUGCCAGCCCCGAAGAGCUUGAUUUCCUGCUAAAGAGAUUCAACGACGAUCUUGUUCGCGCUCACGGCACAUACGACUCGAAAAAGAACAAAGCCGAGCUUGUCACAACGGUCAAGCUUGUUCCAAAUCGUCCAGUUGUUCUACAAUCGAAUGUGAACGGAUUUUCCUCGGCCAAGUUCUCGCUUAACCAAGACAAGUUCUUCAGCGUCGACGGUUCAUUCGCAAUUGACAAGGCGGCUUCGCUCAAGGUUAUGGGAUUAGAAAAGGAACUGCUGAAUGCGCAUAUUGCCCUAGACGCAAGCCACUUCAUGUCCACCGAGUAUCAAGUUAAUGAAGCCAACGCUAAGAGUUUCCUCAGUGAGUUUAACAAGCAAGUGCAAAGCGAUCUUGAGUCUACCAAGGCAGAGUUCGAGAAAAAGUACACCCAACUUAUGGCUGAUGUCAAUAAGGUAUUCAAUAACGCAGUAGGCGCUUUGCCAGAUUUUAGUAAAUUCCAGGAGGACUAUGGCAAGCAGCUAAGCAAAUUACAAGAAGAUCUGCUGCAAGAUCCAACAAUCAAAGAGUUGUUCGAUGUUUUCGUCAAGGUUUACAAAUCCAUAAACGAUGUUGUCGCGAAACUGCUUGGCGUCCACACCGAGCACAUGAAAAAGGUUUCCAAAAUUGUCACCGAUGUUUUCGAAGCGCUGAUGGGAACGUUCAACGAAAACAUUUUGCCAGUCUUGAAGGAGUUCUACGUCAAGACGGAAGCAGUCCUGUUUAACGUUUACGAAGAAACGCUCAAAUUGGUAGUAGCUGUAUUCGAAAGGUCGGUUAAAGCUUUGAAGGUUUUCGAAGAAGACUUCAACAAGGUUGCCAAGAACUUUUCGGAAAUGUUCAAGAGCUUCGCUCAGUCAUUCAACAAGGCCGUUGUUACACUCGAGAAGGAGUUCAAAGAACUAUACAAGGCAGUCCAUGAAUACUUCGAUUCGUUCGACGAGUUCAAGGUGCUCAAAGAAACAUUUAAUGAAUACUUCGAAGGACUCGACAAAUACGCAUACCAACUGCUGAAGGAAAUGUUGACUCUGGCCGAAGACCUGUACCCAGUGCCAGAAAUCAAGACAUUUACGUCAUCUGUCAACAAAUACAUCACAAGCAAGCUGGAGAAUAAACCAGUCAAUGACGUGGAAGAGCUGAAGACUAUCUUCAUCAACUUUGUGAAAGCCGUCAAUAUGUUGUUCGACAAAUUCGCUAACUCUGUGACCGCGACGCUGGAUGAGCCUGGAUUCGCGGGAGGUUUACCAUCGUUCGUAACGUUGAAGUUCUUCCCGUACAUCACCAGCUUCAAGUUUAGCCCACUGAAUUAUCUGCGCAACGAGAAGUUUGUGUCGGUUCGCGACUUUUUGUACCAGUUCCGUCCGUACGCCUGGAAUCCGUUCGCUGUUUUACCACCUUUCGCCAUGCACGGAGAAAUCGCCGAUGGCAGCCACUACUUCACCUUCGAUGGACAGCACUUCACCUUCGCCGGUAGCUGCAACUACAUUCUGGCGUCAGAUUUCGUCGAUGGAAACUUCAGCUUGGUGGCAAACGUUCAGGAUGGCAAACUGAAAUCUGUUGCUCUUAUGGACAAAGAUGUUCUCGAGCUGAACGAUAAGGGUGUGGUAACGUUAAAUGGGAAAGUUACAGAUCUUCCACUACACAAAAAUGAUGUUCAUGCCUGGAGACGAUUCUACACUGUCAACCUAUUGAGCACCUACGGAGUUAGCGUCCUGUGUACAACGGAUCUAACAGUAUGUCACUUCACUGUUUCCGGUUUCUAUCUUGGAAAACUGAGAGGACUGCUGGGUAAUGGAAACUACGAGCCGUACGAUGACUACACCCUACCAAACGGAAAGGUAGCUCAGAGUUCUACUGUGUUUGCAAACGCCUACAAAUCAACGAAGUCUUGCGGAGCUGUUGUCGAUGCCGGUCACACAACACACGAGCACAGCAGUCCGGUUUGUGCUAAACUUUUCGGAUCUGAUAGCUCCCUACGGUACUGCUACUUCUUCAAAGAUCAAUCCAACUUCCGUGAAGCCUGCGAGCACGCCGUUCAUGACGCCAAGGAUGCCGACGCAGCCGCUUGUAAUAUUGCUUUCGCCUACGCAUCUGCUUGCCGCCUCGAGCUGAUCCCAGUUAAUGUUCCAACACAGUGCCAGAAAUGUUCCGUCAGUGGUAAAGACAUCAACGUUGGUGAUCAGUUCAGUGUAAAAUCUCCCCAAAAACAAGCCGACGUUGUUCUGGUGGUUGAUACCUCUUUGGGUACGCUACUCGGGGAAUUAGUGCAAGCUUCCAUCAACGACCUACGCAAGGAUCUGAAAUCCAACGGAAUCGCGGACGUGCACGUGGUGGUUAUUGGAUACAACCGUAAUCAGAAAUACAUCAGCUUAUUCACCAGUGGUGGAUCGCUGGAUUAUACCGGAAAACUGGGACAGGCUGACGUUAGUGGACCAGAAAACGCCAAACCAUUGGUCACCGGCAACCAGAACGUAGACGAGUUCUUCAAGACAUUGCACGAACUGGGCGAGCGAACAGCCGAAGAUCUGGCUCUAACACCCGAUGCCCGCGCAUUCUUGGAAGCGUUGAAAUAUCCAUUCCGUUCUACCGCUAGUAAAUCGAUUGUGUUGAUUCACUCCGACGACACGGAAAAGAUGCCAAAUCCGACACGAGCGGUGCAAUCACUCCUGGCAACCUUGGAUCUGAAAUCGAAGGGUGUUGGAUUACACGUCAUUACACCAGUUAAGGGCCUGGGUAUCGCCAACAGUAAGGACCAGAAGAAGGUGAAAGAAAUUGUCGGAUUCAGCUCGAAACAGGCAUUCACCCUGGCCGACAGCAAGAAGCGCACCAACGUAGGAUCAACGGAGUUGAAGAACAACCUGAAAUACGAAUCCGAUCUGCUGGUGGACAUGAUACAGAAGAACGACGGAUACGUGUUUGCACUACAGAACUUCAGCGGGUUGAAGCAGGCUAAGGAUAAGAAGUCGUUCGUUGCCGUUCUAGCUUCGGCGCUCGGAGAUCACAUCGCCCGAACAGAAGUCCACAGCGAUUGUGUGUGCACGCAGCGCAAUGGACUGCACGCGGAAGAAUCCUGCGAAGCUAAGGAAACCAAAUUCCUACCACCAGGCAAGAAAACGGGAGGAGCGAAGGGAUAAACAAAAAUACCCCCAACCACCUGCUAGAGGAGAGAUGACUUCCAGCCAUAUUUAUUAUACCAAAAAUGACACAUCUUCGUCUAGGAAAAAAAGUAUAUCAUCCGAAUGCCAUUAGCAGUAAAAUCCUGGAGCUAUAAUUUCGUAUUGUAGUACUUCAUGGAAUCGAAACGCAAUAAAUAAGUGACUGUUUUACAAUGAA